UGCUACGUGUUCCAAGCGCACUGAAGAAGAAGAAAAGGUCGAACGAAUUUUUUUAGAAACAUAUUCUCGUGAUAGUACAGGAAGAUUCACGGUCACAAUUCCAAUAAAAGAGAAUAUAAGCGAUAUUGGGUGUUCAAGGGAUAUUGCACUGCAGCGUUUUUGGUCUUUGGAAAAAAGAUUGAGCCGAGAUUCUGAAUUGAAAAAACAAUAUGUCGAGUUCAUGAGGGAGUAUGAGCAACUAGGUCACAUGGAGCAAGUUUCCAAACCAGCCACGCCAGGUGAGAUGGUAUACUACAUCCCUCAUCACUGCGUAAUUAAGAAAUUUAGAGUAGUUUUUGAUGCCAGCUGCAGAACAAAUAAGGGCAUUUCUCUAAACGAUGUACAGAUGUUGGGCGAAAAGCUACAGCGCGAUCUAACAGAAAUUAUUAUGAGAUUCCGUAGGCAUAAAUUUGGGGUCAUUGGCGAUAUUAAGAUGAUGUUCCGUCAGGUGCUCAUCAACAAAGAGCAGUGGAACUUGCAACGCAUUUUUUGGAGGGAGUAUAGCAGUGAACCUUUGAGAGAGUAUUGCUUGAAGGUUGUUACUUAUGGAAUGACAUCGUCAGCUUUCAACGCAGUUCGAGCGGUUAUACAGUGCGCACGAGAUGCGGCCGAGGAAUUUCCAGAAGCCUCUAGGAUAAUUGAAAAUGAUUUGUAUGUGGAUGAUUGCAUUACCGGAGCAGAAAGUGAAGAUAAAGCGAUAGAAAUGGCGAAAUCAGUGCAAAAUGUGUUAGCAGGGGGAGGUUUUCAAAUGAGAAAGUGGAAAUCGAACUCCAAAACACUGAUAACAGACAUGCGGUCGGAUGAAGAAGAGGACAGUAUGUUCAUAGACGAGGAAAGAGCCACAGUUCUAGGACUUAAAUGGAAUAUUGCUCGAGAUCAAUUCACCUUUGUUGUAAAGACUCCCGAGGUUGAAGGUUUGGUUACCAAAAGGAAAAUUUUGAGCUUGGUGGCGCAGCUUUAUGACCCUAACGGGUACAUAUCUCCUGUUACAAUGAUGGGGAAAGUACUGAUACAAGAUUUGUGGCGCCUUGGUAUAGAAUGGGAUACACCUGUGGGUAACGAAAUAGAAGAGAGAUUCAAAAGAUUUUGGGAAGAUAUGAAAUGCCUGGAGGGGUUCACUUUGGAUAGAUGGAUCGGCACUGGUGAUGGUCAACGUGUUGAGCUGCAUGGGUUCUCUGACGCGUCAACAUUAGCAUAUGGUGCCGUAAUUUAUGUUCGUGUGGAAAACGGAAACGGAGUCGCGAAAACAACCUUGCUUGCAUCCAAAUCACGGGUAGCGCCCAUGAAAACUGUUUCAGUGCCCAGGUUGGAGUUGGCUGCCGCGGAGCUUUUAUCACGUUUGCUGGUUGAGGUUAUGAGAGCUAUGGAAUUUUCUGAAAUAAAGUAUACGUUGUGGACAGACUCUCAGGUGGUAUUGCACUGGAUUGGUAAAAUUCCACGGGACUUGAAAACGUUUGUAGCAAAUCGCGUUUCGUCGAUACAAACGAACACUGAUAUAAAAAGAUGGAGAUACAUUAAUACGAAAGAUAAUCCAGCCGAUCUAUUAAGUCGCGGAAUGAGGCCAUCAGAUAUUAUAAACAAUAAGCUGUGGGUACAAGGUCCGGAGUGGUUAAAUCAGGAAUCGACGUGCUGGCCUGAUUGUGUGUUUGUGCCAAACACAGCGGCGGAGGCUGAAGUUGAGUUUAAAGUGUUUUCGGUAUCAAACACCAAGGAGCCAUUGCAGAUUUCCAGACGUACUGCGAAGCAGAAGGUAGCAAUAAUAGACUAUGUUGAUAAAUUGGAGAGAGCGGUCAAUAUUGUUGCCUAUCUAUUUAAAUUUAUUGCGAACGCAAAAAUGCAUGCAGUAGCGACGAGGAGGAGAAGAGGUGAAAUGGAGUGCGUAGCAUUAAGUAAUGAGCACAGAGUCAAGGCGAUGAAUUUCCUAGUACGACAGGAGC
Molecule: messenger RNA, 1976 nt
Organism: Rhagoletis pomonella (apple maggot)
Lineage: Eukaryota; Metazoa; Arthropoda; Insecta; Diptera; Tephritidae
Source: RefSeq, a predicted model, not a curated record